Zophobas morio is the source of this 4910-nucleotide messenger RNA. RefSeq names its product probable phospholipid-transporting ATPase IM (gene ATP8B). Gene Ontology annotation, biological process: phospholipid translocation; Golgi organization. Gene Ontology annotation, molecular function: ATPase-coupled intramembrane lipid carrier activity; ATP binding; ATP hydrolysis activity. The transcript is spliced from 13 exons. The record is from RefSeq and is a predicted model, not a curated record. Lineage: Eukaryota; Metazoa; Arthropoda; Insecta; Coleoptera; Tenebrionidae. Gene Ontology annotation, cellular component: trans-Golgi network; plasma membrane. The coding region runs from base 559 to 4347 and encodes 1262 amino acids.
AUCGUGUUAAAAAUCCAGAACUUUUCUCGUUUGCCCGUACCGGGUUUUCCGUCGAGAAAUUUCCAACCAUGACUCAAGGCACAAACUGAUUGAUUUCUGCGCUACUUUUAAACAAUAUCAAUGCCGGAGCAUCGCGUGUCGCCCAUCCCCUCAAAUUGUCAGUGUAAGCGUUGACAGGACGGUCCAUGGCCGGGUUAUGCGGAUUGGCUGGCUCAGAUGCUCGCCUCCCCUCAGUUCCACGCCGCCGCCAGCACCGCCCCCGCCUUCGGCAUCCCGAUCCCUUAAUCCCGUACUUAAGCCUAGUACUUAAUAAAUAGCCUUUUUUUAAAAGAAUCCACUAAUUUUUUACUACCUCUGCAAUAUUUAUACGUAUCGAUAAUAUAGUUUUUAAUACUUUUUUCGACUCUACACUACUACAUUUUUGUAGUACGAAGGGAUAUUCGUGGCCUUAUUAUACCUGAUUAAAGAGAGAGAGAGAGAGAUAGAUAUAUAUGAAUUAAGUGGCCUUAUGUUUGCAUUUAUGUCCAUAUCAUUGUCCCUAUCCUGAUCCUAGAGAAGAUGAUGAGCAGAGCGUCUUUUAGGAGCAGCAGGACACACACUUUAGAUAAUCAAAGAAGAAUCCGUGCAAACGACAGACAGUUCAAUGCGCAAUUCAAAUAUGCAAGCAACUACAUCAAGACCUCCAAGUAUUCGGUAUUGACGUUCCUGCCCUUGAACUUAUUCGAGCAGUUCCAGCGUCUGGCGAACUUCUACUUCUUGUGCCUUCUCGUUUUGCAGAUGAUACCUGCGAUCAGCAGUUUGACGCCUGUCACUACAAUUUUGCCCUUAAUGGGAGUGCUGGGACUCACUGCCAUUAAAGAUGCAUACGAUGAUAUCCAACGUCACAUCUCCGAUUCUCAAGUCAACAAUCGAAAGUCGCAGGCGGUACGCAGGGGUAAGCUCGUGCAGGAACGGUGGUCGGCCGUCCAGGUCGGCGACGUUAUCCGGAUGGACAAUAAUCAGUUUGUCGCUGCAGAUGUUCUUCUAUUGACCACCAGCGAACCGAAUGGGUUGUGUUACAUCGAGACGUCGGAGUUGGAUGGUGAAACAAAUCUAAAAUGCCGGCAAUGUCUGAUGGAGACGGCCGUCAUGGGCCAAGACGACGUCCUCUUGGGCGAGUUCGACGGCGAAAUCGUCUGCGAAACGCCCAACAACCUGUUGAACAAGUUCGAUGGUAAUCUCACGUGGAAGAACAAGAGCUACUCAUUAGACAACGAUAAAAUUAUCUUGAGAGGCUGCGUUCUACGAAACACCCAAUGGUGUUACGGUCUGGUUGUAUUCGCCGGCAAAGAUACGAAACUGAUGCAAAACAGUGGCAAGAGCAAGUUCAAACGCACUAGUAUAGAUAGACUUCUUAACUUCUUAAUUAUAGGGAUAGUAUUUUUUUUAUUGUCCAUGUGCCUUUUCUGCAUGGUGGCAUGUGGUAUAUGGGAGUCCUUGGUCGGACAAUACUUUAAAGACUUCCUCCCGUGGGACACGCUAGUGCCUUCGGAGCCGUUAGGUGGCGCCACCAUCAUAGCACUCUUGGUGUUUUUCUCGUACGCCAUCGUCCUCAACACCGUGGUACCGAUCUCGCUGUACGUCUCCGUCGAGGUGAUCCGCUUCGUCCAGAGCUUCUUGAUCAACUGGGACGAGCAGAUGUACUACGACACGACCCACGCGGCGGCGCGCACCACCACCCUCAACGAGGAGCUCGGCCAGAUCGAGUACAUCUUCUCCGACAAGACCGGAACCCUCACCCAGAACAUCAUGACCUUCAACAAGUGCUCGAUAAUGGGCAACUCGUACGGCGACGUGAUCGACGCGCGCACCGGCGAGGUGAUCGAGGUGACGGAAGAGACCGAGUCGCUGGACUUCUCGUUCAACCCGAACUACGAGCCGGAGUUCCGAUUCUUCGACAAGAACCUGCUGGAGGCGGUGCAGCGGCGGGACGCGGACACUUUCAAUUUUUUUCGAUUGUUGGCGCUGUGCCACACGGUCAUGUCGGAGGACAAGGACGGCAAGCUGGAGUACCAGGCGCAGUCGCCGGACGAGGCGGCGCUGGUCUCGGCGGCGAGGAAUUUCGGGUUCGUGUUCAAGGAGCGCUCGCCGAACAGCAUCACGAUCGAGGUGAUGGGACAGAAGGAGGUGUACGAGUUGUUGUGUAUAUUAGAUUUUAAUAAUGUGAGGAAAAGGAUGUCUGUGAUCUUGAGGAGGGAGGGGGUGCUGAGGCUGUACUGCAAGGGGGCGGAUAACGUCAUCUACGAGAGGCUGCAGAGCGGCAGCGAGGACAUCAAGCAUCGGACGCAGGAACAUUUGAACAAAUUCGCCGGCGAAGGUCUGCGCACCCUGUGCUUGGCCUCCCGCGACCUCGACGAGGAAUUCUUCAACAACUGGAAACAACGUCACCAGGAGGCCGCCCUGUCGUUGGACGGUAGAGACGAGCGCCUGGACGCCAUCUACGAAGAAAUCGAACGCGACAUGGUUUUGAUAGGCGUGACGGCCAUCGAAGACAAGCUUCAAGAUGGCGUAGCACAAACCAUAGCCAACUUGAUUUUAGCGGGUAUCAAAAUAUGGGUACUCACCGGCGACAAACAAGAAACUGCCAUCAACAUCGGCUACUCAUGCCAACUUCUCACCGACGAACUCGUGGACGUUUUUAUCGUCGACGCGUCUUCGUACGAGGAAGUCCAUCAACAGCUACUAAAGUUCAAAGAAAACAUCAAAAUCGUCAACACAUUCCAGCCGCAAAGCCCGGCCGGCAUCCAGCUGGGUACGUCGAACGGUCAUAUGGACGCCACUGAGCAUUCGACCGGCACUUCGACCCCACCGCAUCAACAAGCAAAUCCACCCGCAGUCAGUGUCGUCACAUUCAGGUGGGAUGAUGACAUUGAAAGAUGUGAGAAUACGAGAGCAAGCGCCGAGCUAGAGUACCACGGUGGUUCCAUCGAGGACGCCACGGUGGAAGAAACCACCGCCGGUUUCGCCAUCGUCAUCAACGGCCACUCUUUGGUCCACUGCCUCCACCCCCAGCUCGAGCGGCUCUUUCUCGACGUGGUGAUGCAGUGCAAGUCUGUGAUUUGCUGUCGCGUCACGCCCCUCCAGAAAGCCUUGGUCGUCGAACUGAUCAAGAAAAAUCGACACGCCGUCACCUUGGCCAUCGGCGACGGCGCCAACGACGUUUCGAUGAUCAAAGCGGCCCAUAUUGGCGUCGGUAUCUCGGGUCAAGAGGGAAUGCAGGCGGUCCUAGCCUCCGAUUACUCGAUAGCCCAGUUCAGGUUUCUGGAGAGGCUGCUGCUGGUCCACGGUAGGUGGUCCUACUACAGGAUGUGCAGCUUCCUGAGGUACUUCUUUAACAAGAAUUUCGCUUUCACUCUGUGCCACUUCUGGUAUGCGUUCUUUUGCGGGUUCAGCGCCCAGACUGUUUUCGACCCAAUGUAUAUAUCGGUGUAUAAUCUUUUCUACACGUCGUUACCCGUCCUAGCCGUCGGCAUUUUCGACCAAGAUGUCAACGAUAAGAAUUCGGUACUCUACCCGAAGUUGUACAGGCCCGGACACUACAAUUUGUUUUUUAACAAGAAGGAAUUUUUUCGGAGUGCCAUGCAAGGAUGCUUCGUGUCGAUCGUCUUGUUUUUCAUUCCUUUCGGCACUUACUACGACGCGGUGAGCCCCAGCGGUCAAGGCUUGUCCGACUACAUGUUGUUCUGCGCAGUCGCAGCCGCCAUUUUAGUCAUCGUAAACACCGCCCAGAUCGCCCUCGACACCUACUAUUGGACCGUUUUCAACCACAUCAUGAUCUGGGGCUCUCUGGCUUUCUACUUCGUCGCCGACUACUUCUACAAUUACGUGAUCGGCGGACCGUACGUCGGCUCGUUGACCAAAGCCAUGUCCGAGGUGAACUUCUGGUUCACGGCGGUCCUCUGCGUGACGAUUUCCGUCAUGCCGGUCCUGGCCUGGCGCUUCUACUUCGUCGACGUUUCGCCCACUUUGUCCGACAGGGUGCGUCUGAAGCAGCGCUUGGCGCAGGUGCGUUCCAGGCACAGCCAGGACGUGCUGCGCACGCCGUCGGCGCGAAGGGCGCGCCGGUCCAUCCGGUCGGGCUACGCGUUCGCGCACCAAGAAGGCUUCGGUCGGCUCAUCACCUCAGGUAAGAUCAUGAAGAAGCUCCCCAACGCGGACUUCAACAUCCCGAAUAUCAUCGGCAAGCUAAAUAUGAACUCGGGCGGGAGCAGCAACGCGGCCGCCGCCCCCAAGACGGCGCCGCAGUCGCAGGAGAGCAACAGCAGCGGCAGGGCCCCCAUACAGGAUCUCGACACGAUUAAUCUAUGAAACGAGGGGGUUUUUUAAGCGCUUUUUUAAGAAAAUCUCUUUUUAAGAUGUUCUGUUAGGGUUUUAGCACAUGUUACGUUUUACAACAAGAGGAGAAUGUUUAAUGUUUUUAUUGUGAGGGGACUUUUGCGCCUACGUUUAAGUAUUUUGCUAAUGUGAUUUUUCACUUAAUAGUAUUUGUACAGUAUCAAGAAUUGUUUUACGUUAUUAGACUUACCGCUGGGUUGUUGAGGUGUCAAUUGGCAAUGCGAUGUCGGACACUCGUCACUCUUACACAAGACAGCACAAUUUGAAUAUCGGUUUUACGUAAAACAUGACACGGACGGUCGUUGUGUAAGUUCUGUUAUCUUGGUGCCAAAUAUUUAGAGAUCUGUCAAAUUGAGUGUUCAGCGGCUACUUAAGUUGGAAUUUGACACCUUGAUUGAAUCAAAGCGUGGAUGUUAUGCUUCUACUAGUCAAAGUAUGUUUAAUGUUGUCUUAAGAGAAAUUUUCUUUAUUACCAAGUUAUACAAAAUAUAUAUGCUUUUGUUUUUUAUUAUAAAAAUAAAUUUAUUUUUUCUGUA